ACAGAACCAGCAGUACUAUCUAUUUCUCCAUGCACACAAAGCAAUAAGAAGAAGAAAUACCACCAAUAGUAUACCAACUACGUACCAUCAUCAUCAACAUGGCUUCUUUCUUGACACUGCUCUUCCCGCUGCUGGCAAUCAUUACCGUCGGCCCAAAAACCGUCGCUAAAGCCGCGCCCGACGUAACUUACAUCUCGGCCCUCUGCGGCCCGAAAACGGACCCCAACCCUCCUGAGCUGAGCGAUCGAGUAUUCCAAGUGACGGCCUUGGCGAUUAACUUCACGAGCCCCGACGGCUUCGGCUCCUGCUCCGCCGUAGACACCGAACCGGUCGUAUAUGGUUUCGGCUGGUGUCCCAAUGUUGUUUCUCAGCAAGACUGCACCACGUGCCUCCAGUUUGCGCAAAAUUGGGUGCUCAACACUUUGUGCAAGGAUGUGUAUGGCGGGCAAAUCACUCUGGCGGGUUGUUUCCUGAGGUACGAGACAUAUAAAUUCUGCGAUGCUUAAAAUCUCGCACUCCCAAUAUUAGAGUACAUCAGUCAUCAUCCCCGAGAAAAAAGUCCGUUUCUGAACAAGAAAUAAGCUGUGUUAGCCGCUCUUUACGAGAGUAAGUGCGUUGACAGUCUUCUUAGCUGAGCUCGCCCUCCAAGCUUACAUAUGAAAAACUUUCGGUGGAAUAUAUUCCCCUCCAUUUCCUAUUAGGGAGAUAUGUACUGUGCAGCCUCAAAGUUGAUCGUAUUGUGGUAAUGUGAGAUAAUACUGAUAAUAAAAGAAUGGAAUUGUU
Linum trigynum is the source of this 783-nucleotide messenger RNA. The record is from the annotation of a GenBank genome assembly. Lineage: Eukaryota; Viridiplantae; Streptophyta; Magnoliopsida; Malpighiales; Linaceae.